Molecule: messenger RNA, 5015 nt
Organism: Strongylocentrotus purpuratus (purple sea urchin)
Lineage: Eukaryota; Metazoa; Echinodermata; Echinoidea; Camarodonta; Strongylocentrotidae
Exons: 5
Coding region: 928-2262 (444 amino acids)
Biological process (GO): immune response
Cellular component (GO): membrane
Molecular function (GO): tumor necrosis factor receptor binding; receptor ligand activity
Source: RefSeq, a predicted model, not a curated record
AAUAUAGAGAUAUCUCUUCCGUGUAUCAAGGUAUGAUCCGAUAAUAAACGACAAUCGAGCUAACACAGUCAUUUGCGGUAAUGUAUACGAAUAAUUCUGAGAUUCGUUUCUUUGUUUGUCAUGUUUCGGACGAAAUCUCUCGUUGGCGCACCUAGGGGGAAAAAAAACCUCUAUGCUCAGACGCGUGCUGUCAAAAGCUGAAAUUCGAAAGGCAACUACGACCAUAAUGUUUUUGUCUGGAAGUUGAUGUCUUCUGUAGUAAUGACAGGUGACCGGUUAUUGCCUACCUGUAAACUCAAUUGUGUAAUUAUUGGUAUACAGGCGUCUGGAUCAACUUGGGUUUUUUUUUAUCGGAAGUUGUUGAUUGCGUCCAAUGACCGGACCUGGUAUGCUUGUCGGAAGUAUACCUGUACUUUAGUGGAUAUUGUGUGAUUAAAAUAAACGUUUAGCGAUAAUGACAGGAAAGGGAACCGGACAGACGUGACGUGGAAAUAAAAGUGUCAAUUGUUUUCUUUCAUUUGGUUUUUUUUCAGAAGCACAGAUUCAUGGUGGAUAUGGCUCAAGAGGAAAAUACAUGCACGUGCUCAACACGUUUAGUGGUAGGAUGUUCGAGAGUUGUAGGCUUACAUAGCGCACACCGUGGUGGAUUGAUAUAGGUCCACACAAUGCUCAUGGUUGACGGGAAGAGUGAGAGGGAAUGCGAGAUCUUCUGAUCACUGAAAUUGUGCCACCGACAUUAUGAAUCACUUGCGAAUCAGUGCUGCCCAUACAUCGGUAAUAAACCUCUUCAUCACUCCACAUGCCAGUUCUGUCAUGCCGGUUUAACAUUUGCUAUAAAAUCUAGUGUUGCAGCCGCUAGAACCGGCCGUGCAGAGCGUUAACCGGUUUUAGUUCAGAGACCUUACAAAGAGUGUGAUAUACAUCAGGAUGAAGCCUCCUUUAGAUACCUACCAGCAUCCCUUCAAGUCUUCGGCCAGGAGAUUGCCAGACAUAGCAGAGAUCCCCAGUCAGGAUCAACAUGACCAAUACGUCCCCUGCAGAUGCUACGGGUUCACCGAACACUGUCCGAUGGGAGAUCAUCAGGACUCGAAGACCACAUCUUCAAGCGCGUCAAGAGCACCUAACAGAACUUCACUGAUGCCUCUGGGCCACUAUCACAUCAGUAAGACCCACACCAGGACACAUGCUAGAGGAGCAGCGAAAUUUGUCUUGACACUCAUUGUUGUUGGUGUUCUUAUUGCGGUCGUGUCAGCCAUGGCUUACAGGGUGGCUUCGUUGAGUAACACCCAAGCACAUCUCCUGGAACGGGUGACAUUAUUAGAACACAGACUGGCCGAAGUUGACGAGGCUUGUGAGUGUGGGAGGGGGGCAACUAAAGGGGAACGUGGACAGAAAAACCUCAGUAACGGGGAAAGACGAAAUAACAAGUUCGCUUUUAUUAUGACACAAGGUCAUGCAAAACUCUUAGAAGGAGAAACAGAGCCGAAGCCGGUUGAAGACCUGAAUCCACUGCAUGAACUGAAAGAGGUUCUUGAUACAGUAACACCAGAGAUUCAUCCGAAAGUCCUGAUCAGACUCGAGGAGGCAAGGAGCACCUUGGCACCACCGCAAACACGAGACCCUGCGAGCACCAACCCCGCAUCAUUAGAUGACACACGCGCACCUCCGAAAAGGAUGCCUGUCAUAUCACAACACAGCGAGAGAACGGGCAGGUUUAAAAGAGGUAAUAGAAGAAAGGGGAGACCCCGUGAUGCACAGGAGGAGACACCAAGGGCAAGAGCUGCCCCGCGACCAGGAGACUCGGAAAGUAAUUCUACCGAGAUAAAAGGCGUCCAUUUCCAAGCCAAUCUCAAUCGCACUACCACAAUCGGCGUAGCUGGCUGGGUCCCUUACUGGGCUCUCUCAUCAUCUAUACUGAAUGCCGGCUCCUCUGACCGCAUGGAUGAAAUCAAGAGCGAGUUUCGGCUAUCAGCACGAGGUAAUGUGACGGUACGCACUCCAGGGCUUUACUACGUCUAUAGCCAGAUGAUGUACUACGACCCGAACGAGUACAUCGGUCAUAGCAUCGUGAUCGACGGUGUCGAGGCUUUCACCUGCAUUGCCCCGAUCGCGGGGCAGACGAGCAAGUACAAGACGUGCUUCAUCGGCGGGCUCGUCUACAUUCCACCCCGGGCCAAGGUCGGUAUCAAGAUGCUUUACGCUCCUCGUCGCGUCUGCCUCUUCGAAGAUACCAGUUAUUUCGGCAUGUUUAGAGUUACUUGAUGAUUAAACCAGGGUAACUCCAUUUUUCUUUGUUUUAAAGAGGGGUCCACGUUGAGAGAGCCCCUCUCUAAUUCUUGAAGCACGAGUCUAGCCCAGGGCUGCUCCAAUCCUGCCACUGAUGUGUUGUUUAGUGGCGGUUAUUUUACCUGACUGCAAAGAAAGCAUAAUGCUUGUUAGUAAGCAACCAGAGGACCGACGGCUUUAGGUCCACUCCAAGGGACCAAGUUGUCCGUCCUGAUGAUGUGAAGGUCUUAUUGGGCUAUUACAGAAGGAGAAACCAAGUGCAGAAUCAGUUCUUCCGUUUUAGUGAAGGACUUCUUUAGCAAUUGCCUUAUUUGUAUGCAUCAUUUUGUUAACCUUUGACAGGUACGAGACCGAUGACUUUACGUCAUUUCCGAGGGCAUAGGUUGAUGCAGCUUAAAGCCUGUAACCCGCGUUACUAUAGCUCUAAUUUGGUUUCAAGAUCACCUUGUUCACUUAACUAUUCAAAAGAGGAGGCUGUAAUGCAAUGCGAACACUUUUCGACAUCUUUCACUGAACUAUGUUAUGUCAUGCAUUAUGGAAUGAAGUCGAAAAUACAUUUUUUUAUCCACUGACGAGUUUGAUUUAAGGAGACGGCGAAAUUGGAAAUACUUAGAUGAAGUUUUAAGUUUAUGGGGCAUAAGAUGAAUGAAUGAUAAUUCAUGUGGAUGUGUCGCGAUCUGAGAAAUACGCACCAGUCAUCACUUUUCAUUCAAUAGGAUUGAGUAAUUGCAUGCACAUGAAAACAAGUUACCCAUAGUGCACGUGCAGCAAAUGUUUGUAUUGGGUUAAUGUGGAUAGAUGGCCGCCUAGCCAAAAUCUAGAUUUUAAUUUUGUUUUAUGAUUUCUUUUAUUUUUUUUCAAACAGUAGUCGUACAAAUCAAAUCAAAGUAAAUACACAUUACAUCAUUCAGAAGUUAAUUCGUACAUUUACCUUUUCAUCCAAAACGGUGAACAGAAGAACAAUCUUCAAAAUAUACAUACUUUGUUAAUUUUUGUUUUUGAUAAAACAAUUCCUUUUCUCGUCUGCAAUGGAUAUCAAAUUCGUUUUGCCACAUAAAUAAAGAUAAAGCAUAAUAUUUUUCAAUUUCCAAGAGAGGGGAAUAUAACUACCAGAUUCACAGAUUUCGAAUUAAAUGUUGUCUUCACGAGGUUCAUGUGUCCGUUGCGCUAUACGGUGAGGAGUUGUUACAGACAUCAUUUUUUUCUCAGACUUCAAAUUCAUUUCAUUUCGUAAAGGGAAGUCCCUGUCUUUAAACUUUGCAUCAUAUAAAACAAAAUGAGAAUUACUGAAGAUAAACAUAAGCAUUUUGGUGUAAGCGUGUAUGUCCAUUGAUAAGAUUUAUCAAUAAAUUCAUGUGACGUUACAUUUGCCUAAGUGUGUCAUGCAAGCAAAUCAAUCACACCGGCAAAUUAUUGUAAGAACCAUUUUUAACGUCAAUUUUAUUCUCAACAAUGCUUACAAUUAUUUCAAUUGACUGAUAAUUCAACCUAAAUAUAUUUUUUGAAUAAAACAUCAUUACGUUCGUAUAAUUAAUGUUCAUGUUACAAGAUGUUAUUUUGGUAUUUGCAUUAAAACAAAAAAUACAAGCGCUUCUUAGUAUACAACGCCCUUGGUUGCAUAUUUAUGUUUACAUAGUAAUCGUGGACUUGCCUUUGCUAAUAUUAUCUGUGCAAAAGGUCACGGUCAUUAUACAUGUAAUUGUGUGGUGUUUGAGGUAUCUAUUGGGUUGCGUGAUUCUAUUCAUAGAUUUAGUUUGAGAAACGCUGAAGCAUUUUCUCAGUACCCACCAGUAUGCACUGCCAUUGUCUAGCUGUAGAUCCCUUUCUUGUGUUUAAACAAAAUUCUGUGGAUUAACAGCAUACCGUGAUUAGGUCUAGACCCAUUUUUCGUACUUUUAAAGCCGAUGUGUCGCUACAAUAUUUUGAAGUGGGAUACGCGUGGAAUAAACUUGGCAAAAUGUUUGCAGAAAAUCCCACCCACUUCCAAAGUAAGGUCCUUCGACUUCAAAUUUUAUUGAUAGUGACCAUGGAUUAGCUGACAAAAAUCUCAAACAGAGACCAAAAAAAAAGAGAUCCUAUAGCUCCCUAUGAGGGCAGCACAAUUGAUUAAGAGAGUUUGGCCAACCCGGUUCGAGUUAGGCAAGCUUAAACAAAAAAGAGGAUACGCCAUGUUGUAACCAACUGACCUAACUACUUAAAGAUGCCCGAACUCUUCUAAUCAAUGGCACAGGAAUAGGAUAAAGCAUCACACCCUCUAGCGACGCGGCAGAAGGACAUUUUAUGCCAGUUGCGCACAUUUCUGUGGUUGCACACGAGGCGUCAUUCGUGUCAAUUGCGUCACUGGCUGCGCUAAUAAAUCGUAUGGAGGUUAUUAAUGGAUGUGCCUAUGGUUUCACACAGCGUCUGCACCGUUCCUUUUGUAUUCGCUUUCUGUACGAUAUCACUCGGCCAGUGACGCAUCAAAGACUUGCGCAGGGCAUUGAUACAGUCUGCGUCAGCACAUAGCACUUCUUGUUCAACGAGCAUAUACACGAUACACAAUCAAGAAUCAAUUUCUUGAUUCCCAAAAAAUGGGAACAUCUUAAGGUAAACAUGGAUAAUAUGCAAGAAAAUGCAAGGGAUGAGGAAAGGGGGGGGGGGGCCUGCCCGGUUCACAGCUGUGUGUGAUUGACCGGUCUCGACUGCCAUAGACUGCCCACGUCUUCUUGUAUCGUUUUUUUUUGUUUUUG